AUGCCGCCAGAUGUCGACAACAAGCCUCUCGCUCGUCAAAAACGCAGGCGCACAUCCAAGGAGGACGAGGACAUCCUCAAAGCUGAGUACCUGAUCAACUCGAAGCCGGACAAGGCCGCGCGUCUGGAGAUUGUCCGCAAAGUCGCGCUUGGCGAGAAGGAGGUGCAGAUCUGGUUUCAGAACAAAAGACAGAACGACCGCCGCCGCUCGCGACCCCUCGAGCCCUCUUCCUCUGCAUCACUAAUGUCGUCAUCGUCCAAUAUGUCUGAUCCUGCGACUGAAGACGAGCACGCGCGUGAUGGCGGGAGCGCGCCGGAGCCGGAGACAGAGGCGCCGAAGACCGAUGCGCCAGAGCGAGCAACAACACCCGAAGCCGCUUCAAACGAGACGGCCCUAAAGACGCAGGCAGUAGGGGAGGCGACAGCAGUAAUCGAAAACGACACCCCAACAACGACGCAACCCACAGUCGAGCCCUCCCCCGCUGCCCAGACGGUCGAUACUGCGCCCGCAGAAAUCAGCAACUCCCAGCAAAGCGCAUCAGCAUCGCAGGGUGCGCAACCACGAACAUCCUGGAUUUCAAACCGUCGCAGCGCGUCCUUCGUACGCUCCGCCGAAGACUACGCGCCAGAAACAAUCACAUUCCCAAAUGCGCCUUUGAAGGCCAUCGAGUCACCAGAGGUGUCCAGGUCGGUGGACACGCGUCCCCUGAAACGUACACACUCCUUCGUACGGAUAGCUACAAACGAAGGUGGCACAGCACGCGUCGUUACAGACCUCGACAAGACACCGUCGCCUCCUCAUUCGAGAACCACACCAGUUUCAUUCGCCCGCGCUGCUGCUGGCCUACGCAGGAGCUACAGCGCUGCAGGCCUGAACGAUCGCCUGCUUGCUGCAGCGCGAGGGGAACCCAGUCCAAAGAUGGCCCGAGUGUCGCCCAAUAUUGGAAGGAGCCGGGACUCUCGAGCAUGGGAGUUCUGGUGCGAUCCAGACACACGGCACAACACAAGCUUGACGGCACGCGCAGAACAAGAGGGUAGUGGAAGCGCAGCAGACGCGAUUGGCUUGUUGCGCGCUAACAGGAGGAUCCUUGCGCAGAACCAGGCACGACAGAAUACACCUCUAAAAUCAAGACAGAGCUCGCACAAAAUGCUAGGCUCUUCGGGAGUGAAGAAGUCACGCGGAUCUAUCCAACGUGCGUCGACGUUCAACGUUUUUUCGAGUGGCAAGAAGCCAAAGGACAGUGAAGAAACAGAGUCGGACGAGUUUCCUUCUACAGAAUCUGACAAGGAGAACUGGGAACCAGACAUGCCAAAGUCAGUACGCAGGCGGCCAUUUGCUACACCUGGUUCAGCGACACGGCCACGCCGGGUCCUGGGCGAGAACACAAACGUUAUCUCGCAAAGCGCAAGUCUUGGUGCCCUGUUAGCAAAAGCCAAGAGCAAAAGCAGCAAGGGUACUGUUGAUCCGGAACAAGACGAGGAGCUGCGGACGUUUAUGAACGGUGACAGCGGAAGCGCACGAACAAACUUGAGCUCCGCAGAAGAAGCUGGAUGUGUAGAAGGCUUGUUGGCGCUAAGUCAAGGGCAGUGGAGGUGA
Molecule: messenger RNA, 1596 nt
Organism: Ascochyta rabiei
Lineage: Eukaryota; Fungi; Ascomycota; Dothideomycetes; Pleosporales; Didymellaceae
Product: Homeobox protein yox1
Exons: 3
Coding region: 1-1596 (531 amino acids)
Biological process (GO): cell differentiation; regulation of transcription by RNA polymerase II
Molecular function (GO): RNA polymerase II cis-regulatory region sequence-specific DNA binding; DNA-binding transcription factor activity, RNA polymerase II-specific
Source: RefSeq, a predicted model, not a curated record